This is a messenger RNA of [Torrubiella] hemipterigena, 2164 nucleotides long. The record is from the annotation of a GenBank genome assembly. Lineage: Eukaryota; Fungi; Ascomycota; Sordariomycetes; Hypocreales; Clavicipitaceae.
GCUCGGGGCCCUCGGACGCGGGGACAGCCCCCCAAAAAAGCCCCCCGUUUCCCACCGCGUUGCUCCCCCGCUCUUUACAAUACCUAUGUAGCGGAAUCUGCGCUGGACGUUAUCUUCUACAAUCAUUCCCAGAAUUUAAUAUAACGCAAUGUAAAAUUGAUCUGCAUGUCAUUCUAAUUACCCCGGAUUUUAUCCUGUUUUUAGUCUCCGCGUAUUCCACGUACCGAGUGCAAAAGGUGGCAGAUUCCGUCAAGCUCCGCGCCGGUGUCGGCAGCCUCCGCAUUCUUUGCGCGGGGAGAGGAUCCAGUGGAGAUUCCGCCCCAAAUAUGCACUGUAACAGUGACCUCCAAUUGCCCUACUAUUGCCACUGUCAGCAGCGCCAGAGAAGCCACCCGAUACUGUGCACCAGAACAGUUGGCCGGGUUGUCUGCGCACCGCGGUCAGUCAGCCUUGGAUAAGCACACACAGGGCAACCGUUUUCUCCAAAACGGCCGUCUGCUUUGUCUACUUUCGUCUCUUCUCUUCCGUACUCUUCUACUUUCUGUACAUCUCCAAUUGACUUCGACACUUUGUAUUUCUCCCAAUUCUUGCCAUUGCUAUAGCCAUCAUCGUCAACCAUCAUGAAGGACGUCACCGCCGAUGACGCCCAGCUUGCUUCGAUGGGCCACAAGCCCGAGCUCAAGCGAAGCUUUUCCAUGCUAUCCAUGCUUGGUCUCGCCUUUGCCGUGCUCAAUUCCUGGACAGCCUUAUCUGCCAGUUUGUCCGUCAGCCUUACGUCCGGCGGCAGCACCAGUAUCGUAUGGGGUCUAGUAACCGCCGGUAUCUGCAACCUUUGCAUUGCAUCCUCCCUUGCCGAAUUCCUCUCUGCAUAUCCGACCGCCGGUGGCCAAUAUCACUGGGUAGCAGCUAUUUCAUGGACCGAAUGGGUUCCCAUCCUAUCAUGGGUAACUGGCUGGGUUAAUGUCGUCGGCUGGGUUGCCCUUGUUGCCACAAAUGCCCUCCUCUCUAGCCAGCUGAUUGUUGGUAUCAUCUUUGCUGUCCACGGUUACGAAGUGACUCGUUGGCAGCAGUUCCUCAUCUACAUUGGCUUCACCGUCCUGUCCUUCCUCAUCAACGCCUUUCUCAACGGUGUUCUUCCCAAGAUUUACCAUGGUGCCUUCAUUUGGUCCAUUGGUGGGUUUGCUCUCGUAUCCAUCACUGUUUUAGCUUGCUCCUCGCCGCACUAUAACAGUGCCGAGUUCGUUUUCGCCAACUUUAUCAACCAAACUGGAUGGCCCGAUGGUGUUGCUUGGCUUCUCGGCCUCCUACAAGGUGGCCUUGGUCUGACCGCUUUCGACGCCGUGGCACACAUGAUUGAAGAAAUCCCCGAGGCUUCCAAGCAAGGACCCAAGAUUAUGAUCACCUGUGUUGGCAUCGGUACCUUUACUGGCGCUAUCUUCCUCAUCGUCCUGCUCUUUGUCGCUGGCGACAUUGACACCGUCAUCAGCUCGCAAUCUGGCCCCCUUCUUGAAAUUCUCAUGCAUGCUACAAAGAGCAAAGUUGGUGGUAUCUGCCUUCUCAUGCUCCCACUUGUCUGCCUCGCUUUUGCCACCAUUAGCGUCAUGACAACAAGUAGCAGAAUGAUCUUCGCGUUCGCACGUGAUGGUGGACUUCCAUUUUCUCGAGUGUUUUCUCGUGUACACCCCAAGCUUGGACUCCCACUCAAUGCACUUCUCCUGACCUCUGGUGUCGUCAUCGUCUUCGGAGUCCUCUUCAUUGCCUCCACCAGCGUCUUCAACGCCAUCAUCUCCGCCGCUGUGGUUACCUUGGACCUCUCGUAUGCCAUGCCCAUCGCAGUCAACUGCUUGCGAGGUCGUAAAAUGCUACCAGAGCGUUACUGGAACCUCCCCCAAUGGUUUGGAUGGACAGCCGACAUCAUCUCGCUGUCUUACAUUUCUUUGACAACGGUUUUGUUCAUCUUCCCGCCCAAUCUGCCCGUCACUGGCGAUAACAUGAACUAUUGCAUUGUUGCGUUCGCCAUCAUCAUUGCCAUUUCUGUUUUCCAAUGGAUAAUAGAUGGCCGUAAAACCUUUACCGGUCCUCGUGUCAAUCUGGAGGACUUUACCGUCGACCCUGCUAGAAUAGAGAGCAAGGACAUUAUCACUACAGAGCACAGCAUAUGAAA